UUUCCUGCGUUUUCUUCUUCUGGGUUUCGUUUCUUUACAAUGUGUGAUUUUACAAUAGUUCGUUCGAGUAAUUCAAUUUUCUGGGUAUCAGAGCCUCCAUCAUCCACUAAAUGACGGGUACGAAUCUAAUUCAACUUUAAAUCAGAGCUAUUUUGAGUAAUUCUAUUAACUUAUGGCCCUCGAAACACUUGAUAACCAAACAAUGGAAGUAAUAAAAAACAUUGAUAACGAAAAAAGUUUCUUUCAAGAUAUAUUGAUCGAUAGGUCUCUAAUUGAAAAAGAGAAUUUUGAUAUAUCAGAAAAAACUAAUUUUAAAAAUAAAAAUAAUCCUUUUGCAAAAAUAUUUAGGAAAAAUAAUAUUUUCUAUGGAAUUAUGAUGGGUGAAGUACCUAUUCCAAUAGAUGAGGCAGCUGGCACAGUCGCCUUAUCAUUAGUCAAUAAAGAACAAAUAAAUGAACGAUUAAAGAAGAUUAAAGAUUCCAAAAUAAAAUCCUCAAUAAAAUAUAUAAAUAUAAAUACUAUUCAGAUAAUAAUAAAAGGAUUAUUUCGAGAAAGCAUAGAUACCCCUAUGGACCUUGAAUUAAUAGAUGAUAGAAUAAAUGAUGAUCAAGAUAAAAUAAUAGCCUCUGGAGCAUGCAAUCUAAAAUUUGGAAAAGUAAAAUUUGAUGUUACUCUCCAAACAACUUUAUCUUUAUUAGACAGCGACCUUGAUAAAUCCAUGCUAGUAAAUUAUGACUUCAAAAGAAUUGAUUUAUUCAAAGAAGGAAAUCACCCGUUUUCAAUAUCAUAUAAAAUAAAUUACGCACUAAGUAAUUCAUCCCAUAGUGUAAGUUAUAAUGCCAAUUCUGAAGGGAUACAUAUUGACAACUUAUUUAGUCCAAUUAUUAAACUAGAAAAACCAAAUCAGGCGAUAACUAAAAGGGACAAAAGACUGAUUGAACGGAGACCAUCUGUUUCUAAACCAAGAAACUCGAAUGAAAGAUUUAUUGAACCAAGCACGAGUGCAACAAGAGUAAGUAAUAAUCAUCGAGAAAAAGAAUUAGAAACAAUAAAUAUCAAACUAAAUAGAUUAGAAAAUUCCCUUAUGGACUUAGAUAAUAGACUUUAGUAAAAAUUAGACAAAAAAUGCAAACGUCCCAAAUAAAAAAGGCAAGAGACAAAGAAAAAUCUAAAGAAGUCACAGACAAAAGAAGCAAAUAUUUUACUGAAAUAUGUAAAAUCAUAAAUAAAAAUAAUGGAAGAGCAACCAAUUUCAACAAGAUGGAAAAAGAUAUAAUUAAUAUUAAUUUAAACAAAAUCAAAAUAAUAGAAGAAUAUCAAAAGUUAUAAAAAUGGAUAAAAUUAUGGAACAAACUGUAGAGCAUCAUCCAGAAUUAUAUUCUAUACCAGGAAUACCAUAUAAAGAAAGAAUUAUACCAAUACAAAGAAAUAUGGCAGAAAAUACUGAAUAUAAUUUAGGAGCAAACAUAAAAGAAGAACAAAAGAUUAGUCAUUCACUACGAAUCAUAUGUGGAGUUUUAAAUAAUCAUACCGAAAUGUUGAGUAACAUAUCAAUAAAUCAAAUUAAGAUACAAGAAAGUCUUGAUGAUAUAAAAAGUGAAAUAAAAAUUUUAGAUGAACUUGAUAGAUUACAGGAAUUAGAUGAUUUAUUAAAAACAGUAAGUAAUUUAACUAAAAUAAUGAAUAAACUCACUGAAAAAUUAUGACUGAAAAAAUUGGCGAUCAAAUAAAAAUAAUACUUGAAAAAAUACAAAAUAUAGAAGAAAAACUAAACAAUGAUUUAAAUAAGAUGCAACAAACAAAUGAAAAACUCAAAGAAAAUAUAAACAACUACAAGCAAUUAAAUGAUAGACAAGUAGAAGAACUAGGUGAGCUUAAACAUAGAUUAGAGGAGUCAGAAAAACAUAAAUGCAUAACUAUAGAAGAAUUAGAAAAAUAUUUUAUAAAAAAUAAAGAUUUUCGACAACCAGUAGCUGCAACUAGUAUAAUAAGAGUAGGAAGAUGAGUAAUAUAAAUGAAAGUAUGGAUGAAUUAAGAGAAAUGAUGAAACAGAUAACAUUACUAGAUAAUCCAGUUAUGGAAGAGAAUGAAGUAAUUAUUGACAACUCCUCAGAAGAUGAACCCGAUAAGAAGCUCUUGCAUCCUCUUGAAGAGGGGGGUAGUGGGUUAAAGCCAGAAGAAAAAUUAAAUAAAGAAGAAAAAUCAAAAAAUGAGAUUGAAAAGAUUAAAAAUAAAAAAGGAUAUUUUAAAACAAUAGAUGAUAAAUAUGAAAAAUACGAAAAAUAUAAACAAUUUAAACCAAAAGAAAUGAGAGACGACCUUCUUGAUCUAGAUUGUGUACAACAACAAGAAGGAAAAGCUAGACUUCACACUUGGGUUGCUGAACAUCAAAUACAAUUACAACUUGAUGAAUCAAUUUCAAAAUUAAAUGCAGAAAGUUAUCUAAAUCUACUCAUAUAUAGAACCACAGGAAUGGUUUUUACCUUUUUAGCUAGUUUAAAAGACACCGGGAAAAUGCCAAUUAAUACUUACAGAACGCAUAAUGAUAUCCUAAUAGCGAUUGUCGAAACGCUUAAUCAACAAUUCCUCGGAGGAUUAAAUCUCUUAGGAAAUGUACAAACUAAUGAAGAUGAAGAUCAAAUAAUGAAGGUAAGGCAUGUAUUAAAUAAUAUAGAGAUAUGUGAUAUAUGCUAUCUAAACGAAUUUAUAUGUCAGUAUGAAUCAUAUUAUUAUCAACUACCUCAUGAAGAUUACGAAAAAUACAUGGAUAUAUUUAUCCAAAAAUUACCUCAACCAUUUAACGAAACCAUUAGCAAGAAAUUUAAAGAAAAUAAAACAGAAGGAUUAGUAGCAAACUCCUUAGGAGGAAUAAUAAAAUCAUUAAGAGACUAUAUAAGAAAUUUAUGUAUUCAAAAACAAGAACUUAAAAAAUCGAAAAGACCAUUUAACCUAUGCUGCGAUAAAUAUGAAGAUAUACCACAAAGAUUUGGCUGUGAACCAGAGAAAUAUAAAAAACGUAGAAAAUAUAAACCAAAAUAUUAUAAGAGUUAUAAUAAAAGAAGAUUUAAAUACAAUAAUAAAUAUUAUAAACCACAAAAAAAGAGAUGGAAUGAUAAAUAUAAAAAUAAAAAAUAUUUUAAGAAAAAAUUUGAUAAAAAAUAUUGUCCGCAGGGAAAGAAAAAUUGCAAAUGUUGGUUAUGUCAAGAAAUUGGACAUUAUGCUAAUGAAUGCCCAAAAAGAAAAAACUAUAAAAAAGAGAUUAAAUACUUAAAUUUGGCAAAUCAAAUAGGGCUAGAACCCAUUGAAUCAUCAGAUAGCGAAAUAGAAUACUGUUAUAAAAUCAUUACUGAUUCAGAAUCAUCAGAAUCCAGUUAUAAUAGAUCAUCAGAUGAAUCCGAAUAGUACAUUCAUAAAAAUAGAAAUCGAAGAAACUAAGAAACAAACCCUAGCAUAUAUAGAUUCAGGAGCAACCCUUUGUAUUGCUCAAGAAAAAAUGUUGAGCAAGGAAACAUGGAAAAAGUUACCAAAACCAAUUAAAAUUACAGUUGCAGAUAAAAGUCAACAUGAAUUAAAAUAUGCAGCAUUCCUAAUAAAAAUAAAAAUAAUGAACAAAAUAUUUAUUAUUCCAAGCAUAUACAAACACGAUACAGGACUACCCUUUUUACUAGGGAACAACUUUCUAAAAUUAUACAGACCUUUUUGUCAACAUCUAAAACAUAUAACACUUACAUGUCCAAAACUAAAGAACCAGAAGAAGGAAGAAAUAAAAAUACCUAUAUAUAAUUCAAAAAGAUUAUUAAUAAUAAAUAACAUAAAUAAUGUAAUAUUAAAAAUAAUAAGCAAUAAAAUGGUAACAGAUAAACUUGACGAGGUUUGCAGUGAAGAUCCAUUAGACAUAAAAAAUACAAAUAAUCUUUUAAUAGAAAUAAAACUAAAAGACCCAAAUAAAGAAAUUAGAGUAAACUACAAAAUGACAUAUACUGAACAGGACGUAAAUGAAUUUAAAGAAGAAACAAAGUUAUUACUUAGCAAAGGACUGAUAAGAGAAAGUUAUAGUCCUCAUUCGUCACCAGCCUUUUAUGUUAAUAACCAUAACGAGCAAAAACGAGGAAAACGAAGAAUGGUAAUAGACUAUAGAAAAAUUAAUGAAGCAACUAUUGGAAACGCUCAAAACCUACCACGAAAAGAAUUUCUAAUUAAAAAACUUAGGGGAGCAAAAUUUUUCUCCGCAUUAGAUGCAAAAUCAGGAUAUUGGCAAAUACGUCUCCAUGAAAAUACAAAACCACUAACGGCAUUUACUUGUCCACCUCAAAAACAUUUUGAAUGGAAUGUUUUACCUUUUGGUUUAAAACAAGCACCAGGGAUUUUUCAACAAUUUAUGGAUAACAAUUUGAUUGGAUAUGAAGAAUUUAGUUCAGUAUAUAUUGAUGAUAUUAUAAUAUUCACAAAAAAUGAUGAAAAUGACCAUUUAGAAAAAGUCUAUAAAAUACUAGAAAGAUGUAAAGAGAAAGGAGUAGUAUUAAGUAAAAAGAAAGCACAGAUAUUAAAAACAAAAAUUGAAUUCUUAGGGUUAGAAAUAACUAGCGAAGGAAAAAUAUCCGCACAAAAACAUAUAUUAGAAAAAAUUUAUGAGUUUCCAAAUAAACUAGAAGACAGAAAACAAAUUCAAAGAUUCUUAGGAAAUCUUAACUAUUUAUCAGAACAAGGUUUCUUUAAAAAUCUAGCUAAAGAACGAAAAUCAUUACAAGAAAAAAUAUCAGAAAAGGUACCAUGGAAGUGGGAAGAAAAAGACAGUCAAACAGUAAAAAAAUUAAAAGAAAUGUGUAAAAAUUUACCAGAAUUAUAUAACCCGACUGAUAAUGACAUUCUAAUAGUGUCAACAGACGCAUGCAUUACACAUUGGGGAGCAACUCUUACAGCUUUAACUAAUAGAGCCUUAGAGAAACCAGAAAAAUUAAAAGAAUCGAUUACUCAGAUAACAAGUCUAAAACAAGAAAAACUAGUUAAAUAUAAUAGUGGAACAUUUACAGCAACUCAACAAAAUUACCCAAUCCAUGAACUAGAGACAUUAGCAGCUAUAAAAGCUUUUAAAAAAUGGCAAAUAGAUUUAAGACCAAUAACCUUUUACCUAAGAACUGAUUCAAAAUAUUUAAUAGGAUUUCAGAAGUAUAAUAUAAAAGCAAACUAUAAUCAGGGAAGGCUUAUUCGAUGGCAAAUGCAAUUAUCUCAAUAUUCAUAUAUACCAGUCUACAUAAAAGGAGAACUCAAUUCUAUAGCAGAUUCUCUUACACGAGAAUAUCGAAAUCAACAGUCGAAAGACUGAUUCAAUUUAUUAAAAUAUUUUAAUAAAUAACUCAUGAUCUUGAGGAUAAAAGAUCAACCAUCGAUAAUUGGUAAAGAUUAUCAACAAAACAAACAGUCUUCGGACAAUAAUUAGCCACUUUGGCAAUAUUUGACAGGAACCAUGGACUCAGUGAUAAAGAUGAUGGAAAAUACUAUCAAACAGAAAAAAGACAACCUCCAAAAACUCCAAGACGAAAUUACCCAACUUGAAGCAACUGUCCAAACACUAAAAAAUCAAACCCAAAACAGUGAAACAAUAAUAUUACCAGAAAGCCAGCCUACAAGCCCAGCUACUAAAAAACCACAUAAAUAUUAUGUUAUCUUCAACGGCCCAAUGCGUGGAAUAUACGAUGAAUGGCAUAAGGCCGCACAAUUUAUCACAGGGAGAAAUAUCACUCAUAAAAGCUAUGGCAACCUUGAAGACGCAAAACAGGCACUCGACGACUCGGCUCAGAAACAAAAAGGAAUAGCCACUUCUUUCAAGGAUCAACUUCUUCUUGGAGGAGGACGAACUCAGCUACAACCCGUAACCAGACUCACUCCUAUCGGAAAAAUUCCUACCAUUGCCAAAAUAGACACUACCCAAGCCAUCCUUGAACAAAUAAAACUAACCAAGGAAAAAUUUCUCGAAUACUUCGAAGAAAUAAAUACCUACCCAGAAAAAACCAUCUACAAACAUAUAUACCCAAAAAACCAUCAAGGCCUUGGCCCAAAAGCAGUGGUACUUCCCGAAGCAGACCCAAUACUUACAAAAAACCUCCAUGAAUAUGGACUUAUAGAAACCCUUUAUAUACGAAAACCCGAUUACCAACUAAAACACUUCCCGAUCGGAUUAAAAACAGCUAUUUCAAGGUAUUUUUCAGGAUAUGCUAAAGGAAAGGAAGUAUUUCUUCAGUAUUAUAGCAACCACCCAGAACUCAACCAAACAGGAUUAAGCUGCCCAGCAAUCAAAUUAAUAAUAAUGGGGAUUAGUAACGAGCAAUAUCCAACCAAAGAUGGUGCAGCAAACAUUCACUACGAUGAAGACGACCUGGUUCUAGUCGAUGCUGAAUUAACCAUAGGAAUACUCAGAAAACUUGUCUACAUGAACGACUUCUUCCGACUCAACUACAAAUCCGACUCAACACUUUUACUCACCAAAUCAACCAAAGAAUUCGACAUCCAAGAAAUUAUAGGCCCGAUAGUCUACAAAAUAUGGGACAAUGGGAUCAUCAAAAGUCUGCAAUAUCAUCAAACAAUGUGUAGACUACUCAUUCAAAGCCAGCUACAGGACAAGAUCAACGAAAAACACAAAUGCUCGAUCUGUACAGACAAAUCCGAGGAAGCCCAAGAAGAAAAGGCCCAAGAAGACUCUAGUGAUGAUCCAAUAAUAGAAGACGAAGCAACACCGACAAAGGCAAUAAACAUGUGAGGAAAAUAGGUCGGCAACCACUCGUAACCACUUAGAAAAAUCAAUAAUGUAAUCUUAUCUUUUUCUUUUUAUUGGCCGAGAUAAGAUUUCGAUCUUAUCUUCUUAUCUUUAGUAAUGUCUCCGUUGUAAUAUAAAAAGAUGCAUAAGGCAUCGAUGAAUAAUAAGACUUAAGCGAGUUUGUAUAAUUUGGUUAUCUAACCCUUCUGUUGAGACUUCGUCUCUGAAUAGCAGAAAAAACAAAUACAAAACUCGAAAAUAAUUUGGUAUCAGAGCCUCCAUCAUCUUGCCUUUGGAGUCACUAAGAUGAUUGUCCCUUCGGGGACAUCCGAUAAAAUUGGAACGAUACAGAGAAGAUUAGCAUGGCCCCUGCGCAAGGAUGACACGCACAAAUCGAGAAAUGUUCUCAUGGUCGGGAAGAUGCUGUCAACCAAUGAAGUACAUAUCCUUGCUUUGAUUAAAACGGUUGGGCUUUAAACUCCAGUGGAAACAGAGGUUCUGAAUGAAAUUAAAACAAAAAACAGUCUGUUGCUUUGCUUGUUUUAAAAUCAAAUCUUCGAUAUACACGACCACCACAGGAUGGUUUUCACUCCACAAAGUUUAUAACUAAAUGACCCACCACUUUAAAUCGAAUAAAGUUUACAACUUUGCAACUAA
Molecule: messenger RNA, 7408 nt
Organism: Brassica napus (rape)
Lineage: Eukaryota; Viridiplantae; Streptophyta; Magnoliopsida; Brassicales; Brassicaceae
Exons: 2
Coding region: 5465-6754 (429 amino acids)
Molecular function (GO): structural molecule activity; nucleic acid binding; zinc ion binding
Source: RefSeq, a predicted model, not a curated record